Molecule: messenger RNA, 525 nt
Organism: Paramecium pentaurelia
Lineage: Eukaryota; Ciliophora; Oligohymenophorea; Peniculida; Parameciidae
Source: the annotation of a GenBank genome assembly
AUGAUAUAAGCUAUAGAAAAUACUGUGAAGAAAAAAGAGGAACAAUUUACUGAAGAAAUGAAGAAAAAAUCUUUUGAAAUGAAAUAAAUUAAAGAAUAAUUUUCAAUUUAAAUGACAUAAUUAUAAGAAAAAAUAACAGAAAAGAUAGCUGAAAUUCAAAUACUAGAACAAAAUUAAGAUAAAAAAAAUAAAUAAUUAGAAGAAAAGAAUUUAAAACUCAAACAAAUAGAAAAUGAAAAAACCUAAUUAGAAUAAAAUAUUAGAGCUAAAGACACUGAAAUUCAAAAACUAAAACAAAAUGAAAAUGAAAAAAAUAAAUAAUUAGAAGAAAAGAAUUUAAAACUCAAACAAAUAGAAAAUGAAAAAACCUAAUUAGAAUAAAAUAUUAGAGCUAAGGACACUGAAAUUCAAAAACUAAAACAAAAUGAAAAUGAGAAAACUUAUUUUGAAUUAGAGAUAAAGCUAAAGAUACUGAAUAUCUAAAACUUAAAUAAACACAAAAUGAAGACUUAGAUCGUAUAAUGA